GGGCGGCGGUGAGGGGUGUGCGUUCGGUGCUGCGGGGUUGCGAGUCUCUGCCCGGCGGCUCGCUUCUCGGGCACGGUUGCGGGAGCGGAGCGAGCGAGGUUUGCUACUCGCGAAAUGUCGCAGGCUGCCAUGUCCGAGACCUACGAUGGAAGCAUUUUUUGUCUACCAGAUUUCCUGUUUAAGUUCUUGGUCAUAGGAAAUGCUGGGACUGGAAAAUCCUGUUUACUACACCAAUUUAUUGAAAAGAAAUUUAAAGACGAUUCAAAUCAUACCAUAGGAGUGGAAUUUGGUUCAAAGAUCAUAAAUGUUGGUGGUAAAUACGUGAAAUUGCAGAUAUGGGAUACAGCAGGACAAGAGAGAUUCAGGUCUGUAACAAGAAGUUACUAUAGAGGUGCUGCAGGUGCUUUACUUGUCUAUGAUAUAACCAGCCGUGAAACCUACAAUGCUCUCACUAAUUGGCUGACAGAUGCAAGAAUGUUAGCAAGUCAAAAUAUUGUGAUAAUACUGUGUGGAAACAAAAAAGAUCUUGAUGCAGAUCGUGAAGUAACCUUUCUAGAAGCAUCCCGGUUUGCACAAGAAAAUGAGCUGAUGUUUUUGGAAACAAGCGCACUGACGGGGGAAAAUGUUGAGGAGGCCUUUGUACAGUGUGCAAGAAAAAUACUCAAUAAAAUUGAAUCAGGAGAAUUAGAUCCAGAAAGAAUGGGCUCAGGUAUACAGUAUGGAGAUGCUGCCUUGAGACAGCUGAGGUCACCACGAAGAGCACAAGCACAAAGUGCUCAGGAAUGUGGGUGUUAAAGAAGCAAAACACAAAAUCCAAAAUACUUACUUCAGAUACAGAAGCUGUCCAUACAAAUGGUGUUUGAAGAAAUAAAGCUUGAAAGCUGUGCAGUUUUGAAAACCAUCUUUCUGCUGUGUACAGCCAGAGCAGACCACUGCUGACAGAGAGGUGCAUCAUGUGGUGUGGAGCAGGAAUGUUCAUGUGGCACAAGCCUGCAAAGGGAACCUGCUGACUCAGUGGGAAGUGUUAAAGUAAUACCUGUAUGUAAACGUUUUCCAUUACCUAUUUUUAUUUCACCUUUAGUUGAAAGCGUUACUAUAUACUGUAAAUAAUGUAACAGUAAAUUUACAAAGCAUGAUAUAUAUAUAUAUAUAUAUAUGAUGAUAGAACAUUGCACUACAACAGUUUAAUAUUUUAUUUUUUUAUUGUAGAAACUAAAAGUUAACUGAAGUAGACUUUGUCAUGUUUGUUGCAUAAUAGUUUAUAUUUAUGCCAUGAAUUAUAAAACCACUGGCAGUGUCAGUGAGGGAUGGCUGUUUUUCUCCCCCUACACUUCCCCCCCAUUUCUUUUGCCACGUUCUGACAAUUUGUUUCUGUGACUGGUUCUCAAUAUGGGGUUAGUUUUGGUUGCUUGCUUUGGGCAGUGCAUCAAGUUGGAAAAGUCGUUUUUAUUGAAGUUCACCUGUUUUAACAAAAUUCUUGUAUAUCAUCUUUUGAAGCACUUUUAUCAAACUGUAAAAGUUCAGGAAAACAUACUUAUGUUGAGAACGUAAGUCUCUCAAAUGGCUGUUAACUGAUGUGGAUUUUGAAACUUUUUUCUUGGUUCUGACGUUUUGUAUAGCACUGGUGUCAUGAAGAUAGUAUGUAUGUGUGAACAGAAUUGAGCAUCUUCUGUGUGUUUUGUACAUCUGGUGUUGGGCACGGGCUUCCGGAAACCUGUCACAGUAGGAGUUCUAUUAACCUGUGAUUGCUAACUAAGCAAUCACCUGUAGGAAAAUUGAUUUCUGCUGAAAUAUGCCUUGUGAGGUACAAACUGAACCCAGGUUGGUUCUUCUAAAGUAUCCCGAAUGUAUGAUUUAGAAUACUGGUAUCUUAAACAUUUAUAAAAUAUAAUUAGGAACUUGGAUGGUAAAGGUAGACUUCAAAAUCAGGAACUGAAGAGUCUGUCUUGCUGGAGUCCAACCUUUUGAACUUCUGGGGAAAAUAUGGUACGUAACGCUGUCAACAUUGCUUCCAGAAGACUCACAUGAGGGAAGAAAGAAAAAGAUGCUGGUGAUGUAGUUCAUUUUUCCUGUGAAACUCAUCGGGGAAACAUCAGCCUUAGUGCUGACUUCAUUUCUCAUUCAAGCAAUUCAUACUUCCCUUCUGCCUUCUUAUAUGGCAAGAAGGAGAUACGGGGUGAGGGCUAGGAGUUCUGUUGUCAUUGCUCAGCUGGAGACAGAAUAGACUGGCAGAGGGCUUAAGCGUGAGGACAGAACCAUGAGUAGUAUGUAUGAUCAGGUAAGAGAUACGGCUUUCACGUUGUCAGAUAAGGAGCUGUGGAAAGUGUUUCUGGAGCUAUCUGAGCUCAAACUGUUGUCACAAGGGAAAUGAUAGUUCAGUUGUAUGGAUAUAAAUUGCUAGUGAUGAUUUUACUUAGUUCCUUAUGUAAUUAGAAAUUGGAAGUCUUUUUGGAAAUGCAAGCGAAUGCAAGCAAACACAGAAAAUAGUUUAUCUCAUCAGAAAACAGUAUGAAAAUUCCAAGGAAAAACAUGCUUUAUUUUCUAUAUCUGAGUAUUUUUAAGGGACACUUGUCAGGUGCAUAUUUAAAAACUAAAUCAGAAAACUGAACUGCUGCUGUGACUUAGAGGGCAGUUAAAGCACACAAGCGAACCAAGGAUGAUACAGAGAAGACGGUAUUCCAUCUUUCAUGGAGUUAGAAUUGUGUGGAAAAAAUAAUUGUCCUGACAUUUUUGUUUCAAAUGGAUGUUUGUCUUAAAAUGAUAUACCUUGGCCAUCUCUGAAAUAAAAAUAUGAAAUAAUUAACCCUAGACUUUUCCAGUACACAGUAAGUUUUUAAAAGACUGUAGAGUCUGAAGUCUUGUUAGAGCUUUCUGCUGUGUCCUGUGUUAUUUAGGAUUUAGAUUUGUUGCAUAACUAAUAAUAAUUCUUCCUAAGGCAUAUUCUCUUCUUGAUAAAAUUCAGUGUUUUGUUGUUUUUUUUCUUUGUGAGGCGUCUUAAUUCUGCAUUUACAGGGACAUAAAAGAAAGAACUCUGAAUAGACCUUACCUGUCAGUCAUAAUAACUUAAUUUGGCUUCCACUACUCCAAAACCAGACGGAGGUACCAAAAGCAGUCCCUUGAAGUAGAGGUUAGAUGCAGUUAGCUUCUCUACCAGUCCAAACGUCCUGUUGUUCAACUGUGAUGUUUUGCCAUCCUCCUGAACUCUAGCAAAAAUGCAGAGUGAAGGGGAAUGUGUCAGUUCUGAAACACCAAAUCAUUACUGAAAUGCUGGAAAAAAUAAUAGAGGAAUCCAUUUCCCCUUCAUCUAAUCAGAUUUCUUGGUACACUGAUAAAGUGAAGGCUGAGCACUUACCAGUUCUGACAUAGCACAGAGCUAAAGGUCUCCCCCUCUGUCACUUAAAGUGGUUGAAGGCAGGAGUUGGCACUUGAUUAAAACUUACUUUUAUUAUUAUGCUAGCAGUUUGAAGAAUAAGGGAAGUGGUUCUGUUGCUUCUGAAUAGUCCCCUAACGAAAGAAACGUGGACUUUAAAGUGUGGUUGGUUUUUCCUGACUUUUAAAAAAAUACAUUUUCUAUUCCUUUUUCCUUUAUGUACAAAUUGGCUCUCUGUUUUAUACUGGUUCAUAUGGUUAAGCAGCAGGAAGCAGUUUCAUUGUUUGGUAACAACUUGUCUUAUGCUGUCUCCUUCCCAGGAUGAAGGAAAAAAUACUUGCAUUAUAAUCAGUUGACAUGUUUUUACUAUUUCUUUCAAUACCUGUUCCUGCUACCUUAGUGCAACUUAACCAGGUUAAUGUUUUGUAGUCUUGCACCCCAUGCUGCAUCUCAUUGACAUUUUGAAAAGAAACCUUCUAAAAUGGCAAUUCCAGAGGGCAAUACUUGGGAAGCAAUACUAUAAGCAACAGUUUACUAGUUGUUCACUAGUUCUCCUCUGAGAAUUUAUUUCUAAAAAUAAACAUUAUGCCCAUAACAGCUGUGGAAUCAAUUUCAAGCUUUAAUAAACCUAGCUCAUGAAAAUAUUAAGUGAUAUAUAUGUUCAACUGCAUAUGACUUUUAGUGUAAAAUUAAUUUACCAAAGCAAAAUGGCUUAAUUUUAUGUGAACUAAUUCCAGGCAGCCAUAUCCUAGGAUUUACUGAAUACAGAGUUUCAACUUUUCCAGUCCCUCAGAAGAUCUAAAUGUCCUAUUAAAAUCUGUUUUGCCUUUCAGUGAGGCUACUGGCUUAUAUUCCAUUUCAAGCUUGUAUCUAACAAGAAAUAAAGAGUCUUUCUUAAUUUUUCUAGGGGUGCUACAGCAUAUUCUAUUUAUUUGUACUACAGCUACAUGAAUGAAGUCCCCAAGACAAACUGUUAGAUAGUCAGGAAAAGAAUAUUUCGGCUGAAUUUAUAGUGGAGUUGGUGUUUGGGAAAGUACCAGCAGGUAUGAGACUGGAGUACUGCUGGAGUGUAUUUCACAGCAACAGAGCGAGGAAGUCACUGUCCCUGCUGGCACUAGAUUCCCCCAGGCCUCCCACUGCCCAGGCAGGCCCCUGCCCUGGCACCCUGCUGCUUCCCCCCUGGGUUAGAGAGGAAGCAACUGCAAGGUGUGUUUUCAGUAGCACAUCCUGAAGGAGGUCAGGGCUAUGAAGCUGCAUCCAGUUGCCUUGUACUUCGCUUGUCUGUCUUCUUGCUUCAGAUCACUAAACAGUGAUGUCCCUAGAGCUCCUGGAAUGCCUUAUUUCAGAAGUGAGAAAUGCUUUUUUAAAAGCUAUGAGAAGAUGUUUAUACAACUUGAAUCCUGUAUUUGCUCUUAGAACUUUUCCAGACUAACAGGCAACUCAGGUUGAGAGCACAGCUGACCUCUCUGUAAGGAAAAGGUAUUAAGAAUUUGAGAGAGUACUACAGGCAGAACACAAAUUCAGCUCUCAGACUGACAUACUUGUGAAGAAUGGUGUUGGGUAAAGAGUUGCAUUAGUCACUUUUCUCAUAGGGAGGGCAUAGAACCAGAAACCAUAGUUUGUGCACAGUCUGUGGGAACCCUCUAACAGCUGAGAGCCAAAAAAUAACAGUAUAAGCAGCCAGGAGACGGUCACUCAUUUUAUUCACAUAUACAAAUUGACACCACACUAUUAAAUAUAGACAAUACAGAAGCAUUAAAAACAAGUACUAUUAAAAACCUUAAAAAAAAACACACCACAUAUUACUUCAAGCUUAGAUGCUGUUUCCCCUAUAUUUUUUUUAAAGUGAAUCCAGUGCUAACAGGAGCUGAGGCAGCUUCCCAUUCUCUUCUACCCCUAAUUUUAUAGGUGCUAUUGUCAAGGUGUUAAGUCAGGCUCUACAUAUGGCUUUGCUGCUGAGUGCAGAAAGUGAAGGUAAGUUGGCACAUGCAGGUUUACUGGACAGCUCCUCAGAUUGCUAGCUUUUGGUCCUCAUGGUUAAAGAAAAA
Tympanuchus pallidicinctus (lesser prairie-chicken) is the source of this 5418-nucleotide messenger RNA. RefSeq names its product RAB4A, member RAS oncogene family (gene RAB4A). Gene Ontology annotation, cellular component: postsynaptic recycling endosome. The record is from RefSeq and is a predicted model, not a curated record. Gene Ontology annotation, biological process: Rab protein signal transduction; regulation of endocytosis. Gene Ontology annotation, molecular function: GTP binding; GTPase activity. The transcript has 9 exons. Bases 115 to 795 code for a protein of 226 amino acids. Lineage: Eukaryota; Metazoa; Chordata; Aves; Galliformes; Phasianidae.